Messenger RNA from Syngnathus typhle (broad-nosed pipefish), 5922 nucleotides. It is a transcript of the gene anks1ab, whose product is annotated as ankyrin repeat and sterile alpha motif domain containing 1Ab. Gene Ontology annotation, molecular function: protein binding. NCBI's taxonomy places the organism in Eukaryota, Metazoa, Chordata, Actinopteri, Syngnathiformes, Syngnathidae. The transcript is spliced from 13 exons. Gene Ontology annotation, cellular component: cytosol. The record is from RefSeq and is a predicted model, not a curated record. Bases 335 to 2185 code for a protein of 616 amino acids.
AUAAGGGUUAGGUUAUGUUUGUGUCAGGUUGAAUUGGGAUAUCUUAAAGUUUCCCCAUCUAAAUUAAAAAUGAUGUUUCUGCGAACAAUCUUUCAGUUUCCUCUUUGGGAAUGUUCCUUGGACACUUGGAGCAAUGUGACUAAAAGGAGUAGGCAGGGGAAGGCAACAGGAUACGAUCAGGGGGUGGACCUUGCUGAUUCGCAUUUCCACUUCCAUUCCCUUUCUCUCCACUUUGCUCCACUUGACUUCAUCUUUGUCUUCCAGUCUCCGCACUCACUGACAGAUCCUGGAUUUCCUUGUGGAGCUGGAGAAGGAACCACCCUGGCAUAAAACAAUGGCGCUAUGCACGCCAAGUAUGGAUCGCUCGAAAGCCAUCCCAACAGACGAGAAGGAGCCUGGUGCGGUUUCAGUCGGGUUGACGCCGCCUGCCAUCAACCUGAGGCUGACCCGAAGUUUGUCCAAGUCGGACUCGGACUUGUUGGCGCCGCCGCUCGGGGAAGACGACGGAGGUCAUACUGCUCGGAGCGGAUCCGUGUCCAAGUGCAAGCAGAGCCAGCCCUCCAAGGAGCGAAUGCCUUCCUUCGCCUCGGAGUGGGAUGAGAUUGAGAAGAUCAUGGACUUGAUCGGCGCCGGCAUCGGGACGUCAGAUAAGAAACAGGCGAGCUCAGAUGGGGCGUGCGGCAAAGCCCUGGACCAGCCGGUGGGCGAGUGGCUGGAACGAGCCGGGCUGCCGCAGUACGAGGGCAAGUUCCUGCUCAACGGCUUUGACGACCUGCGCUUCAUGGGAAGUAACGUGAUGGAAGACCAGGAUCUCCGAGACAUCGGGAUCACUGACCCAGGACACCGAAAAAAAAUCCUGCACGCGGCACGCGGACUGCCCAAGGUCAAAGCUCUGGGAUGUGACGGUAGCACAUCUCUGGCCUCGUGGCUAGACGGCCUGGGCCUGCACGAGUAUCUGCCCAAUUUCCUGUCCAGUGGCUACCGAACGUUGGAGUGUGUCAAGAACCUGUGGGAGCUGGAGAUCAUCAACGUCAUCAGGGUGGGUCCGCUGGGCCACAGGAAGCGGAUCAUCGCUUCUCUGGCCGAGAGACCUUACGAGGAGGCGCCCUCCAAGUCCAGGCGGCUGUCUCCUAUCAUGUUCCAUGACCUCCUGUCCCAAAGCACUUGCCCUCUGGGCCAGAUGGACCCCUACACCAGUCGCUCUAUGGACAUGCUGCUGCCCCUGGCCGAGGCGGACCGGCGGCGGCGAGCGGAUCAGGACGGUAGCGUCUCUCUGCGUUCCUACUGUGAGCGGCCGCGCUCCGUCGACCGACACAGCGAGCGACACAAAGAUUCUCGUGUGAACCUGCGGCCGCCGAGCCACUCUGCUACCUACGCCACUGUGUCGGCUUGGCACCACCAGCCUGAGAAGCUCAUCCUGGACGCCUGCGGGUACGAGGCAACCUACUUAGGUUCAAUGAUAAUCAGGGAUCUACGGGGGAUCGAGUCCACACAAGAAGCCUGUGCUAAAAUUAGGAAAUCCAAGGAUUCUAGAAAGGGUCCUGUUGUUGUACUCUCCAUUACCUACAGGGGCGUCAAGUUUAUUGACGCAGCCACAAAGAUCAUAGUUGCAGAGCACGAGAUCCGAAACAUCUCCUGUGCUGCCCAGGACCCGGAUGACCUGUGCACGUUUGCCUACAUCACCAAGGACCUGAAAAGUGGCCACCAUUUCUGUCAUGUCUUCAGCACGGUGGAGGUGACGCAGACGUACGAGAUCAUCCUAACUCUGGGCCAGGCUUUCGAGGUGGCCUACCAGAUGACCAUGCAGGCCAGACAGAGACAUUAUAUCCCCCACUCGUCCCUGGGCUCCGAGGUCGUCGAGACCAAGAGCAGCCGACCCGUGUCGCAGGCGUGGAGCAGCAUGAGGCGAUCAGCAGGUGCCCCCGCGCUCGAAUGCCGCUGCUGUCACUGUCACACGUGCACCACCCACCGUCCUACCUUCCUCCCGUUGCACUCCGUUAGCCCCGGAGUCCAGGUCCUUCUCUUUCCUUGCCUCUACUCACCCCCCGGCUGCCGUCGCACACCCGCUCACGCACCCCCUUCCCGGCCGCCACCUUCAUCAUCUUCCUUUCCUACCACCGCAGAUUCCAUUUCCCUCUCGCCAUCUUUCCUCAUGGACGACGUGAGCGCAAGUGUCGCAGUUUAGCUGAAUUCCCGGUUGUGCUUGGUGGAUGCUUUCAUUCAUUUGAAUUUGAAGGUGACUGAGUGGAAGCUGCGCCCGUGGGAUGUGUGGUCUGUCUGUUUUUUUUUUUUUCCCCGCCUUCUGCUGUGGGUCGCUCAACACAGGACGUGACACAAGAAGGCCUGAGAGGAAUCUCAGAAUUGUGAGGCAGAUGUUCCAACCACUUGUCUAGCUAUGCAUUUUCUUUAGCUCAACUCAGCACUAUGUAAACAAGCAGCUGAAACAAAGUGCUGCACGGAACAUAAAACAUUAGACAACUGAACCAUUUAAAAAAUAACAGUAACAAAGUUCAAAGCAAGACAAGUCAGGUGAGUUUCAAACUUCCUAAUGUGCAUCGAGAGGUCAUUCCAUACUUUGAGACUAGUGACACAAAAAGUUCAACAAAAUAUCUGCUUAGACUUAGGUACCUUUAGGAGCAGCUCGUCAGUCACCUGACCUGAAAUACUGAAUCGUAGCCUAGGGAAGAGAUCAUUGACUGUAGAGUAGGGCUGUCACUAAAACUAUUCAAUGUCUUUAGGAUCGAUUAUUCUGUUGAUUAAUUGAAUAAUUAGUUCAUUUUUCUUUUUUAAUUAAAGCCCAAAUUUGAACAUUUGUAACGCUUAACCUUUCCAGAGCUAACUUUGUGCAAAAGCAACCGUGUGCACCCUGAACUUUUUGUCAGCCAAUCCCAGGGCCCAUACAGACAGACACUCAUUCACACAUGGACAGUCAACCAAAUGGAAAUGUGGAAGCUACCGGGAGAAACUGAACAAAAGGAUCAUGCGACACCCCCACCCCCAUCCCACCCCAGAACAAGGCCCGAGCUGAGAUUCAAACCCAGAACCUCAGAAGUGUGAGGAUGUGCAAACCACUCAUCCACUGUACUGUGUGGGCUGACCAAGUGUUGUCUCUGUCCUGCUUGAGUUGUGCCAUUAUUAUUUCCGGGGUGUUCGCCCGUCAAUCAUCCAUGUAAUGGAUUGAGCCCCGAGCGCCUGCGAUCGGUCGCUGAUCGAUCGCCGGGCCGUGGAGGGGAAGCCUCCUCCGCUGACACCCGUCUCACACAAUCCCUCUCGUCCCUUCCACCCUCCCCUUUCCAAUACCCUCUUCCUCCUCCCCCUCCUCCUCCUCCUGCUCCACCCGGCAGAUCGACCCCCUGGAGAUGGACGCCGACAUGCACUCCUUGGGCAGCACCUCCUGGAUUUUGGACCAGCACGACGGCAACAGGCGGCCCGUCAGCACCAAGUACGAGACCACCAUAUUCUGAGGCCCUGCCCGCCCUCUCUCUCUCCUAAUCAGACCCCCUCAACCCGUGCCCCCUUGCAUCCGGUUGGCAAUCCACGCACAGUUGGAGCCCCGUGCCUUCUCACUGUGACGGUGUAGCCACCCCUCAGGGCUGCCUCCUCCUGCACCUCUACGCUUUGUUUUUCUGCCCAGCAGAGGACCCCCCCUGCCCCUCUUUCCCCCUGACUGCGGCUGGGGAUGCCCCCUCCCUGGACUGAGCUCAUUUUUUUCCCUCGCAUUUCCAACCCCUUGAUAGAUGGCAGAGGUUGCUUAUUUGUAAAUUAUGUCAAAGCAAAGGAUUUUUCAUUUUGGGACUUUUUUGUUUUUCUUUGUCCGUGUGUAGCCUCUCUUGUCUUACCAGGCAUCUACCACUGUGAAGAGGAAGAGGAUGCUAAACCAAUGAGCAGUUUUGUUUUUGUUGUUGUUUUCUAUGCAUUUGUACACACACACAUACACACACACGCUGGAUGGGUCACUAACACACUUUGCUGCACUUUGAGGAGGUCGGCAGCCCGAUGUCAUGUCAUGGCCCCCCGUGAACACCACCCAAGACUGUACGCUUCCAACACACUUGAGUGAGAGACUGAGGGGGACGGGGGGGUUGUGGGGGUCUCUGCUCUGGCCUUGUAACUUGCCCUGUGCCUCUCAGCAUCACGGUAGCACCGAGAGACAAAACCAAGUAAAAAAAAAAAAAAAAAAAAGAACAAACACUGUGUUGACACGUGGCACUAUCCCUUUGAAUAUUCCAGCCGAGGCAUCCGUUUUGUGAUACUCUUUUGAUAGGCCGAGGCCGGCCGGCUAAAACAUCAUGUGAGACGAUUUUUGUAAAUGGAAUCCAAACAUCCCCCGAAAAAUGAUGGAGGGCCCGAGCACGCAUUUUCCCCCGAAAUGAACAUCUCAUUAUCACGCUUAAAUGUCUAGCACGCCACGUGUGUGUCGCGUCACAUUUCAAGAGGAGCCAAAUAAUUUGUUGUGUGUUGUGGUGAUAACGAAUGGAUUUGCUAUGCUGAGAUCCACACACACACACACACACACACACACACACACACGAACACACAGUUUCAUUUAGUUUGAAAGAUGUCAUUGUGGCGACAACACACUUUUUGCCACCCCCGCCCACUGUCCCUGUGUGUGUUGGCAGACUGUUAAAGGUGAGCUGUGCGUGUUUGUGUGGCACAGUAUCAACAGCUAGCUGCCUACUGGCCAUCGUGUUCUGACUGUUAGCUUCCACUGGUGAUGCAUGAUUGCAAUGUUUUGUCGCUGUUUUGGUGCCUGUGGCAAGUCGGGCCCGUCUGUCUGCGUGUGUGUGUGUGUGUGUGUGUGUAUGGCGUCGAUCAUCCAGUUCCGUCCAUCGCCUCGGUUUGAACAUCCCCAGUCAGUGAGUCAGUCAGCCAGCCGCUUCCAUCCCACCGUCCGUCCAUCUUCAUCCCGCCGUCAUGACGUCACGCAUCUUCACCUGUCUCGUGCGUCACCAUGGCAACCUGCUCGUAUGGCUACAAAGCAAGCAUUUAUUGAAGCCAGACGUUCAGAGCUUCGUAUAAGCCUAACCUAAACCCAAAUACGGCUCCCAGGGUACCCGAGUCGAUGGACGCGGAUUUAUUGACACGUUCAUUUUUGCGAGAUGGCGGAAGCUCACUGUUGGUCUUCCACUCGUCUCAGUUUUAGUUCUGAACAAGCUCUUUGAGUUUCAAUUUUGAUUUCGAAGGCAGCAAAUACAGUGAUGCCUUGAGAUACUAUUCCAGCAAGAAAAACAAUACAAUGUGGUUUUUUUUUUUUUUGAUGAGAAAAUAUAUUUCAAGAAAUAUUCUAUGAAGUAAGAAUAUAACUUGCUCCUCAUUCUAGUGUGUGUACCUUGGCCAACUGCCAGCACCAUAAGACAACAGAGUCACAUAGAUGCUAAUUGUUAGUCCACGAGGUUGUAUGGACUUUUUUCAUUGUAUGUUAUCAUUAAGGUAGCAGAAGCUGUGUUUGUUUAUAUACAAUUAAUGGAUGGAUGGAUGUGUAAUUCUCAGUUUUAUCAGUAAGUUACAGCUAAGAGUAGAAAUAAAUAGCUUGAGGCCUCUUUGUUGAAGAAUGUUUACUAAUUAUAUCUGCCAAAAAAAGAAAAGUUAUAAUCCAUUUGUUGGCUUGUAUCUUGAAAAACAGAAGUUGGCUCAAUGGUAUCUCAAGGCACCAUGGUAUUGAAAUCUAUGACACCUCUACGAUGGAACCACUAAAAGUUGAAGGGUGACUCAAAUUGAAAAUACUUUUGUGCAAAAUCUAUAUGCCUAUUAGCAUGUAAAGGAUAAACGUUUGUCUUUGUCUUUCACCACAGAAAAGAUGUUUCUGUUUGGUUCCUAUGCUGGUUUUGGUCAAACUAUGGUUGGGUUUGACUUAAUUGCAAAUGUUUUAUUGCUCUUCAAAAAUGGUCUUCUAUAAAACUUCUCUUGUGUUUCACUUUA